AGCACGAACCACUUCCCUUCCCUCCUUGUUUAUUAAUAGUUCAUCUCUCCCUCGCCCGCCCCUCGCUCUCCCUCGCUGUGAAUAUCAUCCCCUACUUGAUUUUUUAUUUGAAUUUUUUUGUUGAGGAUGCGUUCUACAGAUUCGCAGAUCCGCUAGUUUUCCGGGAAUUCCCUCUGAUUUUCGUCACGUGCCGUGAUUCUCAGCGUGCUUCACUGUAAUAUAGUUAUGCAAGGGUGUUUUCUUAAUUGGUGGGAAUAGUUGUUUUUUACAUGCGGUGCAUAUGGAAGUGUCUUUGAAUGGUUCAUGAAGCAAACGGAAUUUUCGACUAGGGGCACAGGACGCUCCAAAUAUCUUCUCUGCACAUCAAUCUUGAUCGUUCUCAUUAAAGGGUUUUAUCCUCGGAACGUUGUGAGAUAUUCUUAGACCAAAGUCCUUCCAUUACACUAAGAAUGGACCGGUAUGACACUUCAGGUUUUGUAAGUGGAGGAGGUAGUUGAUUAGAAUUUCUCCCAUAGUUUUGGUAUGUACAUUUGCCCUGUAGCACGUGGUUGAUACUUUUCGGCUAGUUAGGCACCUUGUUCUUUGCCAAUGCAUUGUGCAUUAUUCAGUGAAUGGAUCUCAACAAGAAUAGCAUGUUCUCCUUUCAAACCUGUGAGCUUACAAAAAAUGAUGACCUUGGUGAUACCACUCUGCGGUUGAACUGUCUUGGCCAUGGUGGAAGCAACAUCACCAAGUUUGCAAAGACUAGAAGCAGCAUUUUAUCUUCAGAUGUUCCUGAUGAUGGAUGCAGAUUAGUGCUUGGAUUGGGCCCAACACCAACAACGUACCGCGAUUAUUGUUGCCAUGGGCUUAACAAGAACGAAGGCUCAUCCUCUGUAUUGCAUCAGGGGAUGUUAUCUGAGAGUGAUUCAAUCCUUAAACUUGGCCUUUCUGGAGGGACUGAGGAGGUUUUAGGCAUGCAUGAAUGCUCAGUCUCCGCACAGAUUGAUAUGAAUGCACCAUCAUCAACAGAUCAAGAUUUGUUUGAUGAUAAUAGGCUUUUGAUUCCUGUUGUUGAUGAAGGUUCUACCUCGGCAAAAAAAUCGGGCGGCUACAUGCCAUCUCUCCUUUUGGGUCCAAGAGUGGAUAGUGGCAACAUAUCCUUGCAGACCCAGGAGUUGGAGUUUGGGACCAGCAGAUCACUAUAUCUUCGUUCCCAGUUGAGCCCUGAACCUUCUAUUACCACUGAAUACUCAAUGGACACUAUCUCUGAGCCUGCAGCUGCAGGUACCUCUUCCGAUCAAAAAACCAACAAUCCUAAGAAAUGCAAAUUUUGGGGUUGUUCAAAAGGAGCUCGAGGGGCAUCCGGUCUUUGUAUUGGUCAUGGGGGUGGGCAGAGAUGUCAAAAAGCAGGAUGCAAUAAGGGUGCUGAGAGUCGAACUGCCUACUGUAAGGCCCAUGGUGGCGGGAAGAGGUGCCAGCACUUGGGAUGUACUAAAAGUGCUGAGGGGAAGACAGAUUACUGCAUAGCACAUGGUGGUGGCAGACGUUGUGGGCAUCCGGGAGGUUGUACUAAGGCAGCACGAGGCAAGUCAGGGCUUUGCAUUAGGCAUGGUGGGGGGAAGAGGUGUCAGGUGGAAGGCUGCACUCGCAGUGCUGAGGGGCUGGCUGGCUUGUGCAUCUCUCAUGGGGGUGGGCGCCGGUGCAAGUACCAGGGAUGUACAAAGGGUGCUCAAGGCAGCACUAUGUUUUGCAAGGCUCAUGGUGGUGGGAAGCGUUGCAUAUUUGCAGGGUGCACAAAAGGAGCUGAAGGGAGCACACCAUUGUGCAAGGGACAUGGUGGGGGAAAGCGCUGCCUUUAUGAUGGUGGUGGGAUCUGCCCAAAGAGUGUCCAUGGAGGCACCAACUUUUGUGUUGCCCAUGGUGGUGGGAAAAGGUGUGCUAUUGCAGGCUGCACAAAGAGUGCACGUGGGCGCACUGAUUGUUGUGUUAGACAUGGUGGGGGGAAGCGGUGCCGUUUCGAGAACUGUGGGAAGAGUGCUCAAGGUAGCACCAAUUUCUGCAAAGCCCAUGGUGGGGGGAAACGUUGCUCUUGGCUACAAUGCAAGUGCGAGAAAUUUGCAAGGGGAAAGAGUGGGCUAUGUGCUGCACACACCAGCAUGGCUCAGGAGCAGGAGCGGGCAACAAACAAGCGAGGUAUGAUUGGAGCUGAACUCUUCCGUGGGCUUGUUUCUAUUGCUUCGACUGCCGGGAGCAACCUUGAAAAUAAUUAUUCUUCCUCAGGAAUCACGAUCUCUGACUGCGCUGAUUCACUAGAACAACCGGCCAAAUGCCAACAUCUCAUACCACAUCAGGUAUUGGUUCCUCAAUCAAUGAAGUCCUCAUCAUCUAUAUCCGGGUUGUUGAGUGCUGAGAUAAAAGAGGUAGGAAACUAUGGUGGUGAUGGCAAGGUUGGCAGGAAGAGCCUUGACUUAGUGAUUCCGGAGGGUAGGGUUCACGGUGGGGGACUCAUGUCAUUUUUUGGUGGGAAUCUGAAUAAUGCAAUUGAUGGGAUCUGAAUAAUGCUUUUAAAUUUAUUUUUUUUUUGUGUGAAUUAGGAACUUCUUUUCCUUGUUUUCCUUUGGUUGGUUUUGGGUGUAUGUAGUUGUAUAUAAAGUUUGGUGUUUAUUGUAGACAUUGAUAUGUAGUUUGCCCUCGUUAAAUUGGGCUAUUCAUGCUCUAUUUUAUUCAAGUUCCUAGUGCUUUUGCCCUUUAAAAAACUAGCGUGAAAAUGCAGUGUAUGGCAAUCCACUGCCUUUGAGGCAAUUUGGAGGA
Malania oleifera is the source of this 2793-nucleotide messenger RNA. RefSeq lists its product as uncharacterized. NCBI's taxonomy places the organism in Eukaryota, Viridiplantae, Streptophyta, Magnoliopsida, Santalales, Ximeniaceae. The transcript has 4 exons. The record is from RefSeq and is a predicted model, not a curated record. Bases 612 to 2537 code for a protein of 641 amino acids.